Sorghum bicolor (sorghum) is the source of this 6474-nucleotide messenger RNA. Its product is annotated as chromatin modification-related protein EAF1 B. The record is from RefSeq and is a predicted model, not a curated record. NCBI's taxonomy places the organism in Eukaryota, Viridiplantae, Streptophyta, Magnoliopsida, Poales, Poaceae. Gene Ontology annotation, cellular component: NuA4 histone acetyltransferase complex. The coding region runs from base 398 to 6067 and encodes 1889 amino acids. The transcript has 22 exons.
GCGGACACCGGACAGCGGCGCGGACCCCUCGGGCCUCGGACAGCAACCAACAGGCACAGGCACAGGCACAGGCACUGCACUGCUUCCCUCUCCUCGCGCUCCUUCCCGCCUCCACGCCCCGCCCCACCCCACCGGUGCCACGGCCACCUCUGGCGGCCGCCUCGCGUGCCUCCUCCGCUGCACAGUCCUCCGGCAGGCUUCCCCAGUGCCCCCGCGACCCGUCUGCACCCCCUCCGCGCCUGCCCGCCCUCCUCUACCAAAACCCUAACCCUAGGUCCGCGCGCCGGUGAUUACUCGAGUGGUUCACGCUGGAAGGAUACAUCUGUUUGCUGCUGCCGUCAGAAUGAACUGCUGCUUUCAGUGACGUGCAGGCAAUGCAUGCUUCUGCUUUUCUUCAAUGGUGAAUGCGGAGCCGUGCUCGAUGGGUGGAAUUAUGGAUUAUGAUGUUGGUGUCGGCACCAAAUCUUCACCACGCAGUAUGGCCAUUGAGAAAGCUCAGGAGGAGCUCAGGCAGGAGUCUGAUGUUCGCGAUGAGCGGUGGAGAGAGUUGGAAUUUCUAGAGAAAGGAGGCAACCCGUUAGAUUUCAAUUUUGUACAUCUAGAAACAGUCAGUGUACACUCCGCUUCUCUCACAAAUCAAAUAGAAGCGCAAACUGUGAUAAGUGACGCUAAGCGUAGUUUUUCUGCAUCACCUCUUGGAGAUUCAGUCGAGAGUACUGACAAACCUGGAGGUUCACUGUGCCGCGAAAUCAACACAGCAGACAAUCUUAUGCUUUUGGGUGGAGGUAACAACAACAUUGCAGAGAAGGUUGUAAAAAGAGGAACCAAAAGAUUAAAUGCAGCCCUACCCAAGCAGUCAUUGCCCAGUGAUGGUCACAAAAAUGUGAAAAAGCCUGCUGCCUCUGGUUUGUCACGCCUUGGAGUCAAAAGCCAGGCAUAUGUUCGGCGCAAUAGGUCAAAGUCAAGUAGGGAGAGUGGGAAUGUCACAUCUAUUAGAUCUUCUACGACCCCUGCUAAAGUCUAUGAGCCAAAAGAUGAUAAAGUUGUAGCACAGAAAAAAAAUGCAGGUGAUGAUGGUGUAUUGUCCGUUUCCAGUAUAAAACAGUCUGGAUCUAACCGUGACAAUGCACCAAAGAAUACAUCUUCUGAUGACCAUGCAACAAUGGAGCUGGAUGGGAUUCAAACCAUUCUUGAAAGUGAAUGUGUUGUGAACGACGAAGUAAACAAAGCUGGCAAUAAUAGCAAAGCUAAAGAUCUGUCAUCAAAUGAUGCAAAUCAUGACCGUCUCCUUGUUGGGUGUGAUGAGAUUGCUGCUGAAGUUGCAUCUGCAGAAACCCCUGAUACCAAUUUAAAAGUUGUUAUAAGGCCAUGCCAUUCUAGUGCAUCUACAUAUGAUGAGAAAGUGUCAUGCGCUGUUGAUGAAAAGGCUGAUGAUGGACACAUGGAUGAACAUAUGGCCAAUAUCCAUGAAGGGGAACUUGAUAACAACAGGACAGUUCCUGCUUGUGUUGUAGACGCUUCUACUUCACACAAAGAUGUAGCGGGCCCAUCUUGUGAAGGCACCGUGGAUAUUGUUGAUGAGCAUGCAGACAGGGACACCAAUCUUGUUGUAGGGAAGAUUGAUUCUCAUGAAGACCUAGAUAAUAGUAGACAUUCUAACAUGGUUCUCAAAGGAAGUGGCAUAUCUGUAGAUUUCAGCAGGCCUACUCCUUUGAAGGAAAGUUCCGAUCUUGUACAACCUGAAGCCAGUAAUAUUCCUCAUGUGAAAGAUGAAAUGGAAGUUUGUAACAGUGCAAUAGUUGCACAGAAAGACACAGAAUGCUUGUCUUCUGGCCGCAGCAUGAAUGUCGAGGAAAGUCCAGUUUUGGUCAGGAAAAAUAGCUAUGUUGAGAAUUCAAACUCUGCACAUCCUGUUUCUGUAGGCAUUGAGUUGCCUGAUGCCUUGCCUUCACCAAAAAAUGAUGAAUCUAAUGUGGGGAGUGAGAUUAAAAAAUCUGAGAACUUGAAUAAGAUGGAAAAGAAGGCUUAUGAAGAUUCUAUUCUUAAAAACGCUCGUGUUAUAGAGAUAAGUACUAAAAAGGCUGGUCAACGAUCUCCCUGUAACAUUGCCUUAGAGAAGAGGAGAAAGAGCCACUGGGAUUUUGUUCUUGAGGAGAUGGCUUGGAUGGCUAAUGAUUUCAUGCAGGAACGACUUUGGAAAAGUGUGGCUGCAGCUCAGGUGUGCCACUGGAUUGUUUCUGAUGGUCGUGCCAAGUUUGAAGAAGCAAGCAUUCUGAAAAAGCAGAAAUCUGUUAUAAAAAUCAUUGCAAAGGCUAUCAUGAGUUUCUGGCGUUCAGCUGAGGCUUUACAGACUGAUGACAGGACAGCUAAAAUGAUGCAUCACAAUUCAAGUAUGCUGGAGGAGACAGAUCCUUCUGGAAUCAAAGCUGGAAAAGAACAGGGUCACAACUCACUGGAAGCCAAAGAAUCCAGCCAGCAACGGUCACAGAUUCAUGAUUAUGCAGUUCGAUUUCUUGAAUAUAACAGUAGAACAGAUGAUUUUCAUGUGUUGCCUGAAGCCCCACCAACUCCUGACAGGCUGAAUGACUUUGGAAUCUUGAAAGUGUCUGAUCAUCUCUCAGAAGGAAGUCUCUUCUAUACAGUAGCACCUGGGGCAGUGCUGGCAUACAGGGAGUCUCUGGAAUCUCUUUUCGUGUAUCACAAGGAAGCUGGAAAUGCUGAGCUUAACAAUGACUAUGAAGCAUCUGUGUGUGAUUCUGUUGCAGUUUGUUCAGAUUUGCCCCAGGAGAAUGCAUAUGAGGAGGAUGAAGGUGAGACAUGUACUUAUCUUUCUCCUAAAGCAUAUGAUGGUGGUUUCGUAUCGAAUAUGGUUCACAAGAAGAAACACGUAAUGCCACAAAGGAUUAGCGUUGCAAGGCCAUAUCAAAUUGGUACCUAUGUGCCUUAUGAACCAUGCAUGGAAAGCAAGUCAAGGAACCAACCAUUGUUAUCAAAUGGCAAAAGACCUACUUCUUUCCUUGCAAUUCCUCCAAAGCGCACCCGCACAGCUGCCAGGCAACGAGUUGUAAGCCCGUUUCAUGCUGGUGCUAGUGGACCACCCCAAGUCACAAAUAAGACAGAUGUUUCAAGUGGUGACACAAACUCCUACCAAGAGGAUCAAAGUUCAUUGCAUGGAGGGUCUUUGCCAUGGAGGAACACAGAUUUUGAAUCUACAGUUGAUUCUGAUAGACAACUGCCUUAUGAUGCUGGCGAAAUGUGCACUAAAGACAUUAAGAAGAAAAAGAUAAAGAACUCAGGAUACAAAAUUGCUCAAAAUGCAGCCAAUUCAUAUGUUCCAACUUCCAUAAAGUUUCAGGGCCGUACUUAUGAUCCAAGAAUGCAAGCUGACUUGGUUAAUAAAUAUGAGCAGAAGGAAUAUCUCAAGAAGAGACCAGAUGUCCACCAAUAUGAUUCAAAUGGAAACAGUGUUGUAUAUGGUGGUCAACAUGCUUCGAAGAAGCUUAAAAUGGGGAAGCAAGGGAUAGAUAUUUCACAAGAAGCUUCUCCUGUUGCAUCACAGAUGAGCAACAUGGCAAAUCCUGCUAGAUUUAUAAAGUUCAUUGCUAAUAGGGAUCGCGGGAGAAAAUGCAAAACACUAAAGAUGACAUCUUCUGGUGGAUGGUCAAGCUUUGAGGAUCAGGCACUUGUUGUCCUGGUCCAUGAUAUGGGUGAGAACUGGGAACUAGUUAGUGAUGCAAUCAACAGCAUCGUGCAGUUCAAGUGUGUACAUAGGCAGCCUAAAGAGUGCAAGGAGCGCCACAAGGUUCUUGUGGAUAGAAGCUCUGGUGAUGGUGGUGACAGUGCAGAUGACUCCGGUUCAUCUCAGCAUUACCAUAAUACAUUGCCAGGCAUUCCAAAGGGCAGCGCAAGGCAAUUAUUUGAGCGACUUCAAGGACCAUUUGACGAAGAGAAUCUUAAGGCACAUUUUGAAAAGAUUAUACUACUCAUGCAACAAGUGCAUGCCAGACAUAGACAGGGUAAUCGCCAGGAUCUCAAGCCAAUCAUGCAGCCACAUAGUUCCCAUGUUAUCGCACUUUCACAAGCAUGUCUGAACAAAAUUUCUGGGGGCACUUUGACGCCCCUUGAUCUCUGUGAUGUAACAAGUCCAAAUCUUGAUUCAAUUACACCUGGCAGUGUGUACCCAGGUUCUCAUACAAAUGGGAUAACACUGCCGAACCAUCAGGGUUCUGUUGGUCCUUCUACUCCUACUUCAAAUCUGAAUUCCCGGUUACCAGGUUCUCCUGCUAUGGUUUUGGGCAGCAAUUCACCGUCACCUUCAACAUCGAAUAGUCCUAGGGAUGCUCAGAAAUAUGGUGUUCCCAGACCUACCUCUUUACAGGGUGACGAACAACCAAAGAUUCAAUAUAAUCAGAUGGCCAAUGGCAGAAAUCUUCAUCAGCCUGGAGUUUCUGCUCCUGGAACUAUUCCUUCCGGGGUUGAUUGUGGUGCAGGUGCCCGCAUGAUGCCUUCUGCCCCUGGUAUGGGAAUGGUGGCAGGACUAAAUCGAGGUAUGCCUGGUGCCAGGCCAGGCUUUCCAAGGAUUAGUUCACCAGCAAUGCUAAAUGCAGUUCCGUCUGGAAAUCUGUUGCCCAACAGUGGGCAAGGUGUGCUCACUGCAGUAAGUGUCCAUCCUGGAGCCAUAUCUGGUCCUGGCAAUUCAAUCUUGAGGCCACGUGAUCCUAUGCAAACAUUUCGUCCUGGUCAGGGUAUGGAAGAGCAUAGGCAGAUGUCGGAGUUCGACAUGCCGGUUUCACAGGGAAGUGGCCAAGCCACUGUCCAGUUUAGCGGCAUGAAUCCAUCAUUGUUGAGUUCUUCACCUGUUCAGCAACCCCAACGGCCACAUCAGAUGUCACAGUCGUUACACAUGUUUGGGAAUCCACACCAUUCUCAGAUCCAUGGAACUAAUUCAAGCUCGCAACAGCAGGCAUAUGCUGUGCACUUGGCUAAAGAAAGACAAAUGCAACGACAUAUGGCACCUCAACAGCAUAGUGAUCUUUCUGGAGCUAGUGCAGUACCUAAUGUGCAGAAUAGUACUCAAAUAUUGCAGCAGAACCAAGCCUCGUCUGCCAAUCCAGUCCCUUGUUCAAAACCACAACAUCAGCGACAGCAAGCGGCACAAAAUCUGCUGGAUAGCUCAUCUCCCAACCAACCUGCCACUACUACACAACAGAAGCAGAAGAAACAGCAGGGACAACAGCAGUCUAGACAAAAUCAGUCACAAAGGAACCAUGGUAGUCAACAAGCUAAGCUUAUGAAGAGCUUAGGACGAGGAAACAUGAUGCCCCAGAGUCCUCCAAUUGACAGCAUACCAUCCAAUGCUGCUUGUACUCCAUCGAAGAACCAUGUGUCUGAAAAACUGGUGCAGCAUGGCCAAGGACUUUUCCCUGCUAAUACAGCACCAACACCGUCAAUGCCUCAACCUGGGAAUCAACCUAGGCUAGUCACUUCAUUGCCUCAGUCACCUAAGGUGGCAGACAUUGGUAACCAAGGCUUAAUGCAAGGUUCUUCAAAUCAGACCCUGUUAGCUUUGCAACAACCUCCACAUCAUUCUAAAUCGUCAUUGACCACUCAGCUGCAGCAGCGGCAGAUUAAUCCAUCACAGAACAGCAUUGAGAGAGCAAUGGGGCAACAGAACCGCCAAAUGAACUCUGACUGUAGUAUAGACUUGCAUGUUGGUCAGGUCCGACACAAUCAGAUGGUUACAACAUCCAUGGCACAGAGUGCAGAUUCGUGCAGCCCUGUACUGGCAUCUGUUAACCAGCAGAAGCGUGAGGCAUCACUCAAUCAGACUUCAGCUACCUCAUCGUCUAAGCUGCUUAGCUCUCCUCAAGAUACUUCUUUUGGGUAUGAAACGUUGUUGCCAUCAUCUAGCCAAGACAUGCUGCUUUCAGGUGGCUUCCCUUUGCAGGCUCAUGGUGUUGGUGGCCAGUGGAACCAACAAGCCAGAGAGCAAUUGCAGUCUCAGCAUCAGCAGAGACCAGUUGUGCAAGGCAGUGUAUAUGCUCCUUCAAAUUCUGGGCCUGGCUGAUCAUUAAUUAUUUCGGCUUUGUCGGUUUCAGAUAGCAAGGUUUCUUUCCAUUGUAAAGUGUACAGGUGUCCCUGCCUUGGAAGCUGUGGACGACAGUGCUUAAUCUUACUUGGAGCUAGCUAACUGUAGUCACCUUAAUGUCAGGUAGAUUAGGUAAUUAAUUGUUCGUGUGUCAUUUUAGGCCCUACCUUCUGAAGAUGGGAUUGGUUGCAGUCUAGUAGAAUGUAGAAGAUAGGUGGAGGUGGUGGUGGGAUUGUUUGUAACCCAGAAACUGGGCCCAGCCCAGCCGUAUAUCUCUGGCAUUAGAGUCAGUCGGGAUUAUAUUUAUCUAUUGUAUGUAUAUAAACAGUGCUGCAUGUACUAGUGCUUUUAUAACAUGUAAGGUGUUGCAUGACGAUUUUCUGUCA